Messenger RNA from Pundamilia nyererei, 3263 nucleotides. RefSeq names its product WW domain-containing adapter protein with coiled-coil-like. The record is from RefSeq and is a predicted model, not a curated record. Gene Ontology annotation, cellular component: nucleus. Gene Ontology annotation, biological process: regulation of autophagy; positive regulation of TORC1 signaling. Lineage: Eukaryota; Metazoa; Chordata; Actinopteri; Cichliformes; Cichlidae. Gene Ontology annotation, molecular function: chromatin binding; RNA polymerase II complex binding. The transcript has 13 exons. The coding region runs from base 322 to 1893 and encodes 523 amino acids.
UCCUCCUAGCCAAACAUUACUGCCUUCACCGUUUCCUCCUCCAUCUGCUGCCUUCCGCUGAACUACAUCGGCCGAGUUUAGCGUAUACCGUAACUGCAUGGCAGAUGGUGCACUGAGGGUGUUUCUUUUUUGUUUUUCUUUUUCAGUAAAGACCAGCCGCUAUGCAGUGCUGGUAUUCGGUGCGUGACUUUUAGCUCUCUGUUUGGCAGGACAGACUGAGUGCAGACAUCAGGAAGCUGAAGAAAAGAGCUGUGAGAGCAGCCAGGCAGUCAGGAGGCCACGGUUCCCCCUCACACACAUACACACAUCACCACGGUCUUGAUGGUGAUGUAUGCAAGGAAACCAACAAGAGUCAGCGAUGGGUGCAACGACAGAAGGGAUCCCCAAUCGUAUCAGACCCAUAAAUCUCAGCCAAAGAGCCAGGCCACAAGCCUUCACCGCUACGACAAGGUGCGCGAUGGGUCGUCAGAUCCUGUGCCCCCUUACAAGAUGCAGCGACGCUCAGACGAAAGUCCUGUCAGCAGACACGGGGAAGGCACGGGACAUGGCAAGGCGAAACCCUCUCACAGCGUCAGAGGGAAAAACGGGACCAGUGGCUCUCCUCAGGAGAACUCCCACAACAACAGUUCUCACCAUGGCACCGACUUGCAUGCGGCUCAGAGCAAGCCCGCAGACAGGGACCCAGCAGAUGACUGGACAGAGCACAUUAGCUCCUCUGGGAAGAAGUACUACUACAACUGUAGAACUGAGGUCUCCCAGUGGGAAAAGCCCAAGGACCUGCUGGAGAGGGAACAACGGCAGAAAGACUCAGUCAAGAUGGCAGCAAACAGUUUUCCCAGGGACAUGGACUACAGACAAGAGGCCUUGCAGGACAAAGCCACAACAAAAAUCGCAUCAGUGGAUCAGUCCACAGCAGCCAAUUGCGGCCAUUCUUCCUCUUCCUCUCAGAGCCUGACCCCUGCUGCCGCCGGUAUAGGUUCCACCCCUUCCAGCAUGUCGUCCUCUUCUUCGUCCUCUAGCGUUCAGGCGCCUCCGUCUGCCCAGUUGCCCUCGCCGGCGCUGCUCCAGGACCCGGCACUCCUGCACCAGCUCCUCCCGGCGCUGCAAGCAACUUUGCAGAUGAACAACGGCAGCAUGGACGUGGCCAAGCUGAACGAGGUAUUGGCAGCUGCUGUCACCCAAGCUUCCUUGCAGUCUGUGCUUCAUAAGCUCCUCACUGCUGGACCUGCUUUCAACGUCACUGCUCUGCUCUCAGCUGCUCAGCACUCCAACCAAGCCCAGCACUCGAGUCAGUCGCCGGUCUCCCUGACGUCCGACACAUCAUCGCCGCGGCCGUACGUCUCACCACGGAACGGCACACCACAGAGCAACCAGAAGUCUCAUUUGGGUGUGCAUCCUGGCAGCGUCUCAUCCUCGCAAACCAGGGGCAGCAUGUCUUCUGGGAAGCCAGGCUCAGCUUCCUUGUCCCAGACAGCAGAAAAGCGGCCAGAAGACCCCAGGACUCUGCAGCAGAGAAGCCAGGACAUGUUGUGCACAGGAUCAAACGCAUCUGGUGCCUUGUUGCCUCACGCUCCGUCCAGCAGUGCGAGCCACUCAGACACCCCUGGCUCCUUCACUCCCAGCCUGUCAGCUCAUUUCGAUGAAAACCUCAUCAGACAUAUCCAAGGGUGGCCUUCAGAGAACACAGAGAAACAGGCGGCUCGGUUGCGUGAAGACAUCCACAACAUGGGCAGCUUGUACAUGUCUGAAAUCUGCACAGAGAUGAAAAAUCUUCGCUCUCUGGUCAGAGUGUGUGAAAUCCAGGCCACACUGAGGGAGCAGAGAAUCUUGUUUCUGAGGCAACAGAGCAAAGAGCUGGACAAGCUGAAGAACCAGAACUCCUACAUGGUGUGAGGACCUGACCCGAGAGGAACAGGCUUGGAUGGUCCGAUUGAGACAAUUAGAGAGGGAGGAAUAGACACGGACAGCGAGCUGCUACAGUUUAUUCCUCCUGCAAGAGCGACUGUUAGAAGUCAGUAACUGACAGUGAAGCUCCGUCAUCCUGAACAUGUCUUUUCUUUUUAAUAUAUAUAUAUAUAUUUUUUUUCUUUUCUCCAUUGUCCACUACAUAAAUUGCUCAAACCGACUGUUCGCAUGUCGGAACAGCUAAAAAAAAGUGGACAACGGGACCUUUUUUGGACAGCACCUUUUGGACCACGAAUCUUGGAUUGUGUGUGUUGUAUUGGGUUAACUUGUUUUCUGGUGUGUUUUGAUGUGUAGUGGUCAGGAAGAGAGUCAAAAUGAACUAAGACAAACCCUCUUGUGAUUGGUGUGACACUUCUGUGGGUGGGGGGGAGAGCGAUCGGGUCCCCUUCCCAAACUUCUGAAAUGAACUUUGUCAUGCACUGCGAUGUGUGGCUUCAGUGGCAGUGAUGUUACUGUUAUUUUUCUUUUUCUUUUUUCUUCACCAAUCAGUGGGUUUGCCAACCCAUUUUGUCUUAAAGCUGGUUUGUUUUACAUGUCACGAGAUUCACUGAGAUCUUUGGCCAGACCGAAAUGACAGAUGUUUUUUGUCCCAAAUGAUGGGAUUGUUCCAUUGAUGCAGAGUCACUUGGAAGACAUGGCUAGUUGUGUAAAAAGCACUUUGAAAGCUGUUUUGAUGAAGCUUAUGUUAUUGGACCUAGGUUGGCCACAAGUACAUCUGAGGUUGUUUUCCAUUGGUAGCCCUGCUGGCAGUUUUCUUCCUUCUUUUCUUUUUAAAUUGUAAAAUUGUCAAUAUUUUGUUUCUGUUCCAAGUCAAAUUGGGGACAUGUUCAUUCCUUACAAGCAGCUUAGCAGGAGGUUGCAUUAAAGAAUAGAAAAGUGACUGAAUUUACAGUCCCUUAAAGCUAAAUUAUUAUUGUGCUGGAGUUAUUACAUCCUUGUAGUUGUAAUGGAAAAGCUUGACGAAGGAAAAUUUUUUUUUCUGUAAGAAACUCAUGUUUUGGUUUUGUUUGUUGCUGCAGCCUUUUUAUCGACUGACUCUAGACAGGUGUGGUUACUUUUUGCGAAUGGUUCAUUCGCAAUGAGAGGGCAUACUUUUAUAUGGCCAUCAGAUUAAAACUGCAGUCUUACACUCCAACAGUUUAAAAAAAAAGUUCCUUUGUUUCCUGGUUAUUUUUUUUUUCUGUGACACGGAAUAGUUCCCACAAGAUCGGAUGUGCACAAUUUUUGGGGUUUCGGGGUGGGGUCAGAUUUUUUGGGGGGGGCUUUGUAUUCCAUUAAAUAUGUGAAUAAAAUAUUAU